This is a messenger RNA of Mollisia scopiformis, 765 nucleotides long. RefSeq lists its product as uncharacterized. Lineage: Eukaryota; Fungi; Ascomycota; Leotiomycetes; Helotiales; Mollisiaceae. The record is from RefSeq and is a predicted model, not a curated record. The coding region runs from base 1 to 765 and encodes 254 amino acids. The transcript has 3 exons.
AUGCGCAAUCUGCAAAUUUUAUUAGAGUUUAUCGACUUCUCGACUAUCGUGGAGACAACUGGAUUACCAAACGUUGACUUUGUGGCUGUGACUUGGAACUCGGGCCAAACAAGCUGUUACAUAAUCGCACAGUUUCACAUCACAGUCGGUGUAGUUCUCUGCCAAGAGGCCACCGUGCUAGCAGAGUCUGUGAUAGAAUGUUGGGACUCUGCUUCUGAUAUUGUUGCAGAUCUGCUGGCAGACUACUCGCUCACGGCCGGCGCAGUGACUAUAUCUGCCUUGGACGGAUUGAGCGUGACAACCGCAUUCAACUACGGAGAUGAUCCGGCCCUUCACGCCCAGAACAUCUUGAAGCUCGCGUAUCAAGGGAUUUGGAGUUCCAUGACCAACUUCCUGGGUGGAGCUAAAUCCUCACCCACGCCGGUCAAUGACCAAGUGCCAGCAAUCGUCGCUCGAGUCUCCUCUUGGAGAGUUGGCCUUUGGAUAGGAAUGAAUGUCUUGUUGACUUUGGCAAGUAUCAUUCUUUUGACAGUUCAGUCUGGCUGUACAAGAGAUAUUGUAGAGGAUCCGGUCCUAGCCCCAAUCCUGCUCGACUCAUCAGAAGUCAUUGGUGCAGGUCACACGGGACUCUGCAAUCUCAACGUUCUGACGAAAGAAGCUGAUCGGCAAGGGAAACUUCGGUUGCGAUGCUUGAACCGGUCUGUUCCCCAUUGGCAUCAUGACAAGUUAGAAUUGGAGGGAGAAUCAAGUGGACAUGAACAGUAG